ACCCCAACCCCGCAGGCUCUGUCACAACGACCCCACCCCCCAACCCCCUCUGAGCGAGGGCACGGAGCGACAGGCUCGCAUUCGCGGAAAGAAGACCGUUUCGGGAUCCCGGCUCUGUUUCGCCCUCAAUCCGGGCCCUAAUGCUGUAGCGGUCAGCGCGGGAGAAGAGAGCGAAGUGAGACGCAACGCAGCGACCGAGAGUCGGCGAGGGACAGGGCGGACUGGGGAGACGACGGGAUUGCUCAUUCGCCUGGAAACAUGGGAUGUACACUGAGCGCCGAAGAGCGCGAAGCUAUGGAGAGGAGCAGAGCCAUCGAGAAAAACCUGAAAGAGGAUGGGGUGAUGGCUGCCAAGGACGUCAAGCUGCUGCUGCUCGGCGGUGGUGAAUCCGGGAAAAGCACCAUUGUCAAACAGAUGAAGAUUAUCCAUGAAGAUGGCUUUUCUGGGGAUGAUGUGAAGCAGUAUAAGCCUGUGGUCUACAGCAACACCAUCCAGAGCUUGGCAGCCAUCCUUCGAGCCAUGGAUUCACUGGGAAUUGAGUUUGGAGACAAGGACCGAAAAGCUGACGCAAAGCUGGUCUGUGAUGUAGUCAGUCGUAUGGAGGACACAGAGCCGUAUUCUGCAGAGCUUCUUGCUGCUAUGAAGCGUCUAUGGGCCGAUCCCGGGACUCAAGAGUGCUUCAGCCGAGCUCGAGAAUACCAGCUGAAUGACUCGGCUCAAUACUACCUGGACAGUCUAGACCGUAUUGGAGCGGCAGACUACCAGCCCACAGAACAGGACAUUCUGAGGACCCGAGUGAAAACCACCGGCAUUGUCGAAACCCAUUUCACCUUCAAAAAUCUCCAUUUCAGGCUGUUUGACGUUGGUGGUCAGAGGUCAGAGAGGAAGAAGUGGAUCCACUGUUUCGAGGAUGUGACAGCUAUUAUUUUCUGCGUCGCUCUAAGCGGAUACGACCAGGUGCUCCAUGAAGAUGAAACAACUAACCGCAUGCAUGAAUCCCUCAUGCUCUUUGACUCCAUCUGCAACAACAAGUUCUUCAUUGACACCUCCAUCAUCCUCUUCCUUAAUAAGAAAGAUCUGUUUGCUGAAAAGAUCAAGAAGUCACCACUGACCAUCUGUUUUCCAGAAUACACAGGUGCUAAUACUUAUGAAGACGCUACGGCUUACAUUCAGGUUCAGUUUGAGAGCAAGAACCGCUCUCCCAACAAGGAGAUCUACUGUCACCUGACCUGUGCCACAGACACAGGAAACAUCCAGGUAGUGUUUGAUGCUGUCACCGACAUCAUUAUUGCAAACAACCUUAGAGGCUGCGGCUUAUACUGAGGCCGCAUGCCAGAAGCACAGAGGUCGUCAUAGAGUGCGUGAGGUGUUAAUAAUGAUAACUUUGAUUAUUCUUAAAUGCAUAAAUAUGUAAUUCUACACGUCCAAACGGGACCCAAAGAGCUGUCGUCAAACACCACACUGGAUCAAUGCCAUGAUUUGUAUCCCUGUCCUCUUAUUUUAAAUCUAAACCUCAGUUUUUUUUUUUGUUUUCUUUAAAAAAUGUGUUUUUAAGUUGAAUGUUUAUUGAAGGCUUGAAGCAUCAGAGGUUUGUUCAGCUAAAGCCUCGCCCAGAAACACAGAAAGGGACACUGUCCUGUAACCCUGAGGCGCUGUGGCUCUGAAAACAGCCUUUGGUGCUCCAUGCCACGAGCUGCUGAGCGUGAAGGUGGAGAUGAUGAUGAUGACGGUGUCUUGUGGCUGACGGGCAUGGACGCAAAGUAAAGAAGGAGGCUGUGUUAACUUUCCUUCAGACUGACACGUGACCAAUUAAGCCUGCUGGUCUGUUCCAAUCUGUUUUUAGUUUUUUCUGUCAAACAUCAUGAAAGAGAAGAUUCUUCUGUUUAGAGCAGCUGCUGGUUGCCACCCAUCAGCCAGUUAUAUCUAGGAAAACAGGAAGGAAGAGAAAACAUUGGUGCCAAUGAUCUGAGAAUUACAUAUAGGGGAUUAGAAUCAGAAAUUAUAGCUCAUACUGUUGAUUUAUAUGAUUUAAAUAUCAGAUUUUAUUAUAAUAAAUGAUUUAUUUAUGCUUCCUACCUUUUAGAUUAGUCCCGUACCAUAUACAGUGCUGUGAACACCCCCCUUACAGAUUGUAGGGUUUUUGAAGCAUGAAUGACCCGUUUAAGAUCAUAUCACAGCAUAUUGGUUGAAUUUAAGCCUGGGCUUUGACUAGACUACUCUCAAAUCUCCUUUUAGUCUCAGCACCCUCUAGAUGUGGACAUUCUGGUGUAUUUGAGUUUAUUGUCCUGUUGCAUGUAGGGGCGUUAGAUGACCCAGCUUUCUUUGUAAAUGUCUUUCUCACAAUGAACAGAAAACACACUAAUCACUCCAUCACUUUCUACUGUUGAUAAAUUCUUCUUCUGUAAUGCUGUUAGUCGACUGGCAGGUGUAACAGAACACAGCAUCCAGUUAACAUCUUCACUGCAGUUUUAGGGAUUAUCAAGAUAUUUCAGCAGUGAGUUUUGCUUAGGGACUCUUCUGAUGAUGAGUUUUGCUCAGUCUUUUCCUUUUUCAUAAGGCUACAUUGGGGUAAAUAAGGCCUGCAGCGCUUUAGAGAUAAUCUUUUGGUUCUCUGUUGACCUUCUAUAUUAAAUCAUUGAUGAACUCUUAACAGUGUACGAGUAGACCGACCAACGAUCCAUGUUUCUCCAUUUCUGGAUAAUGGUUCCUACUGUCUAACACUGGAUUUGAAAGCCUUAAAAUGGCAUUGGUACCCUUUCUUGGGUGAUAGAUAUGAAUGAGUUUUUAAAUUCAUGUCAGACUUUUUCAAAAUGCAAAGAAGAAAUCUGGAAGGGGUGAAUACUUAUCACAGCACUGUAUUGGUUUCCAUUCAUGUUACACUGAGGGGCAGAGGGAGCAAAAAGCAGCAGCGUCCAUGUUUUCUGGCUGCUACCCGGCCCUUGGAUGUGGACUGCAAAGAAAAAGACAACCUCAACUGAGGCAGACUUUGGUCGGGGGCUUUUUCUGAUUUGAACCCACCCCUCCACCAUCAAUCAUGUUUCUCUGUUUGCAGGGAAAUCAAAAGCCCACCCAUCUUCACCCUAAAAUUCACCCUCCCAUUCCCGUACUCUCUUUAACCCAUCACAUAUCAGUCAUUCCUCACAUCCUAUCUCCAUUUUCACCCGAAAAAGCACCGUACUGUAUAUAUAUAUUAUGAUUAUACCAGAUUUUUUUUUUACUGUGAAUGUUUUUGUGCUGCACCCCCAUCCUACUCAGUAGUUUAUUGGUUGCUCUCAUGUGGAAUGUUUGUGCUGAGCCAAUCGAAUGUUGUGUUUACAUUAAAGCCACACUUUUCCUAUC
This is a messenger RNA of Cyprinodon variegatus (sheepshead minnow), 3339 nucleotides long. It is a transcript of the gene gnao1b, whose product is annotated as guanine nucleotide-binding protein G(o) subunit alpha. The transcript has 8 exons. Bases 259 to 1323 code for a protein of 354 amino acids. Gene Ontology annotation, cellular component: heterotrimeric G-protein complex. The record is from RefSeq and is a predicted model, not a curated record. Gene Ontology annotation, biological process: adenylate cyclase-modulating G protein-coupled receptor signaling pathway; G protein-coupled dopamine receptor signaling pathway. NCBI's taxonomy places the organism in Eukaryota, Metazoa, Chordata, Actinopteri, Cyprinodontiformes, Cyprinodontidae. Gene Ontology annotation, molecular function: GTPase activity; G-protein beta/gamma-subunit complex binding; mu-type opioid receptor binding.